AUGGUGUUUUACACGUGUGGACCAAAUGAGGCCAUGGUGGUAUCAGGCUUCUGUCGCAGCCCCCCAGUUAUGAUUGCGGGUGGCCGCGUGUUUGUCCUGCCCUGCAUACAGCAGAUUCAGAGGAUCUCCCUAAAUACUCUGACGCUGAAUGUAAAGAGUGAGAAGGUCUAUACUCGCCAUGGAGUCCCUAUAUCUGUUACUGGCAUUGCUCAGGUGAAGAUCCAGGGACAGAACAAAGAGAUGCUGGCAGCGGCUUGUCAGAUGUUCCUGGGUAAAACCGAAAAUGAGGUGGCUCAGAUCUCUCUGGAAACCUUGGAGGGUCACCAGCGUGCCAUCAUGGCUCACAUGACUGUGGAAGAAAUCUACAAGGAUAGGCAGAAGUUCUCUGAGCAAGUCUUUAAAGUAGCCUCUUCAGAUCUUGUAAACAUGGGAAUCAGCGUUGUGAGCUACACUUUGAAGGACAUUCAUGAUGACCAGGAUUACCUGCACUCUCUGGGAAAGGCUCGGACAGCUCAGGUACAGAAGGAUGCCAGAAUCGGUGAGGCUGUGGCCAAGCGAGAUGCUGGAAUUAAGGAAGCAGCGGCCCUACAGGAGAAAGUUUCUGCCCAGUAUAUCAAUGAAAUUGAGAUGGCUAAAGCUCAAAGGGAUUUUGAGCUGAAGAAGGCCACGUAUGAUCUGGAAGUAAACAGCAGGAAAGCAGAGAGUGACCUAGCCUACCAGUUACAGGUGGCCAAGACAAAGCAGAAGAUUGAGGAGCAGAAGGUUCAGGUCCAGGUGGUGGAGAGGGCUCAACAGAUUCAACUACAAGACCAGGAGAUCAUGAGGAAGGAGAAGGAGCUGGAGGCCAAAGUCAAGAAACCAGCAGAAGCAGAACGUUACCGACUGGAGAAACUGGCUGAAGCAGAGAGGAUGAAGCUCAUUACUGAAGCCGAGGCAGAAGCUGAGGCCAUCAGGGUAAAGGGAGAGGCUCAGGCUUAUGCCAUUGAAGUCCGUGCUCGUGCUGAUGCUGAGCAGAUGGAGAAGAAAGCAGAAGCCUUCCAGCAAUAUCAGGAAGCUGCCGUAGUGGACAUGUUGCUGGAGAAGCUGCCUGAGGUUGUCGAGGAGAUCAGCAAACCUUUAACCAAAGUGAAAAAGAUUAAAAUGGUGUCCAGCGGUGGAAGUGAGGUUGGAGCUGCCAAGAUUACAGGAGAAGUAUUGGAUAUACUAAACCGCUUGCCAGAAACAGUGGAGAAACUGACCGCAUUAACAUCAAUCAGGUCAGUAGUUCCCAUAAGCCAAUUGCUCUGA
Molecule: messenger RNA, 1287 nt
Organism: Staurois parvus
Lineage: Eukaryota; Metazoa; Chordata; Amphibia; Anura; Ranidae
Source: the annotation of a GenBank genome assembly